GAUCUCUGGUUUUUCAUGUUCUAAAAACCUAAAAAUCUCUCCUUUUCCUUAACUUAAUCACAAUCUCCAUUCAUCUUCUCCUUCCUCUUCUUCUUCUUCGGCCUCGGCAUCUUCCAUUGGCUUGUCGGUUCCGUUUCCUCUCGCUGCGGCGACGACGCGGAUAGGGGGAGCUUCGCAGGUACGCUUCCAUUCCGCUCCGCCAUCAAUCGGUUCUUUUCGUCUGCUCGAUCACCGACGCGAUGCGGCAAUUCGGGAUUCGGUCGCGUUUCCGGAUUCCGGGUUCCCGAUUCGAAUGUAAUGUGUGUUUUUGACGCCGGUGGUUUUUUGUCAGGUGAGGUGCCCCGCCACUCGUUGUCAUACUCCUCGUUCUGAUUAGGGCAUACUGUUUCUGAUGAUUUUUUAUUUCCGGGGUUCGCUUUGGAGCGCGAUUGUAACCAUUUUGUUUUCUGCGGAUGGAUGAGCGCUUUUUUUCUUUUCUGUGAAUUGUACAACUUCCUUUUUUGGAAUUGCGAAAUGAAGGGUUUCGGGCAAAAAUGUUUUUUUCCGGAAGGGGACGUGUUAUAGGUUGUAGCUGGGGCGUGUGGCGGUAGCGAAGGCUAGGAUAGGGUGAAAGAUGACUGAUUUUCAACCGCUUCAGCAAAAGCCCGAGUCGACCGGCGAUGUUUGUUCCGAAUUCGAGCGCGGGCUGGAGGAGCUCAUGCGGGGUCACUUGGACGACUGUAUGUCGUUUGCCUCGUGUAGCUCGACGCGAACGCCCGACGAGGAAGAUGACGAGGGCGACCAGUUGGUGAGGCGGAGACGGAGAUCCGAGCUCGAGGGCGAUGACCUGGCUGAGUCCUCGGCUGCAAGGAGGCGCCAUUCGCGCAUUUUGAGCAGGUGGGCUGCUAGACAAGCCCAGGAAAUGAUCACGACCAUCGAGAGGAGAAAUAGGGAGUCUGAGUUAAUGGCAUUGGCUGGUUUGCAGACCGUAUCGAUGCUUGAUGCGUCGUUCCUCAGGGAGUCUCAGUCACCGACUUCCCUGAGGCAAGGUGCUGCGGAGCAGCCGAACACUCGGGCUUCGUCUAUUUUGCAGAUGUGGAGGGAAUUGGAGGACGAGCAGUUGCUGAGUCGGGCCAGAGAAAGGGUGAGGGAGAGAUUGAGGCAGCGGAGGAGUGUUGAGCCUAACACAAAUUUGUCCAGCACCAAUAUGUCUGAGAGUAGGGGCACUGAGAUUCAGGGAAGUGUUGGGGAUGUGAGUGAGAGUGAGAAUGAGUAUGGUACUUGGUCGCAUGAUCAGACACAAAAUGAACCUCGGGAUGAUAAUGGGUCAAGUAGGGAGCAGUCUCCCGAUCUUGGUGAGGUUGAGAGGGAGAGAGUGAGGCAGAUUGUCCGGGGAUGGAUGGAGAGUGGGAUUGGUGACCAUUCUUCAAAUGGCAAUCACAGAGACAACAGAUCGCGAGCAGAAUGGCUUGGUGAAACAGAGCGCGAAAGGGUGAGAAUUGUUAGAGAGUGGGUGCAAAUGGCUAGUCAGAGAAGGGAUGCUCGUGGUAGCCGGAGGGAAGAGCAGGAAGAGGGAGCAAGACAAGGUACUCAAGGUGAUGGAGUUCGUGAAGGUUCUGUUGCUGACACCGAGGAUGGUCAACCAGAGCAUAUUCGGCGGGACAUGCUCCGUUUGCGUGGAAGACAAGCCCUGAUUGAUUUGCUCAUGAGAGUUGAGAGGGAACGACAAAGAGAACUUCAAAAUUUGGUGGAGCAUCGGGCUGUAUCUGAUUUCGCUCACCGUAAUCGUAUUCAGUCACUACUACGAGGGCGAUUUUUGCGAAAUGAAAGAACGGUUGAAGAAGAAAGGCCUCCUUCUAUGGCAGCAAGUGAAUUGGUACAGUUGCGACAACGACAUACUGUUUCCGGUUUAAGGAAUGUGAGGACUCCUGGAACUUCACUGGAUGGUCAACAAGAAACCCACGAACCGUUACAAUCCACUAGCCAGGCAAAUGAUAGUAACCGAUCAUUGGAUCGAGCAAGAAACAACGAAAACAAUGCAGGUGCUGAAGGUGUGAAUUGGCAGGAUACAUCUAAUGAAAGUGGCAACUGGGAACAGAAUUUGGCUGGUGAGAGGGGAGAAGGGCAACAACAAACUGCUGCACAAUUUAAUGAGUUUAGGGAUGAUAACAUUGCUGAUAUGGAGUUUAGGGAUGAUAAUAUUGCUGAUAUGGAUGGCAAUUGGCCCACAAAUUCAGCCAAUGACUGGGCUCGUGAAGCUCCAACAAAUUUGGGGGAACAAUACCUGCAGCAAACUCAGGGCAUAUGGCAUGAUGUUGGUGGCCCUCACGAAGCAGUGGGAAUGUGGCCAGAAGGGUCUUCUGGUCCUUCUAGAGCACGGCGUGCUGGUCCUCUCAGAAGGUAUAAUAGAUUCCAUCCUCCUGAUGACGAUAACGUUUACAGCAUGGAGCUCAGGGAACUUUUGAGCAGGAGGAGUGUUUCGAAUCUUCUGCGCAGUGGUUUCCGUGAAAGCUUGGAUCAGCUGAUACAAUCAUAUGUGGAAAGGCAAGGUCGUGCUCCCAUUGAAUGGGAUUUGCAAAGAAAUCUGCCUGCUCCAACUCCAACUCCUGCCUCUCCUAGUCAAGAUCAAGAGUUACAGACAGAUCAAGCAGAUGUAACUAACAGACCUCCAAGAGUUCUUCCAGGACCAUCAAUACCCGCACCACAGCCACUGUGGCAUCAGGAUCUACACCAUACUGGAUGGUCUCGCCACAGCAUGCAUCGACCAGAAAUUGAAUGGGAGAUGAUCAAUGAUCUUAGAACAGACAUGUCUCGCCUGCAGCAAGGCAUGAGCCACAUGCAAAGGAUGUUGGAAGCCUGCAUGGAUAUGCAGCUUGAGUUGCAGCGAUCUGUGAGACAGGAAGUCUCAGCAGCUUUAAAUCGAUUUGCUGGUGAUAAAGGUUUGGGUCCUGAGACAUCAGAAGACGGGUCUAGAUGGGCUCAUGUGAGGAAAGGAACUUGUUGUGUUUGCUGUGACAGCCACAUUGAUUCCCUCUUGUACAGAUGUGGGCACAUGUGCACUUGUUUGAAAUGCGCAAAUGAAUUGGUUCGUGGUGGAGGGAAGUGCCCUCUUUGUAGAGCUCCGAUCGUUGAGGUUGUUCGAGCAUACUCCAUACUGUAAGCAGUUGACAGACGUGAAAGAAAGUGUCCAAGAGAACCUGGAAUCCGGAGGGUAAGACCAGUAGAGCCAUGUCCAGUUUCUUUUGGAUGAAGCAGUGCUCCGAGAAUGUUGGCAUAUUCACUUAUUUAUUGCUGUUCUCCUGAUUAUAUGUUGAACGCUUCUCAGUGUAUAAUUGGAAACAAGAAAAUGGCAUCGCCAAUUCAUCAUUCAUGUGUAAAUAAAAUGUCAAAUCUUUCCCCUCUUA
Syzygium oleosum is the source of this 3383-nucleotide messenger RNA. RefSeq lists its product as uncharacterized. The coding region runs from base 614 to 3139 and encodes 841 amino acids. The record is from RefSeq and is a predicted model, not a curated record. NCBI's taxonomy places the organism in Eukaryota, Viridiplantae, Streptophyta, Magnoliopsida, Myrtales, Myrtaceae. The transcript has 7 exons.